GCGGGAGCGGCCCGUGAGGGGAUUGUGAGGCGGCGGUUGAGGCGGCUGAGGCGGCGGCGGCGGUUUCUUGGUCCGGGCUUCGGGCAGCCGGGUCGGGAUGAGCGUCGUGACGGGGACGCCCGCGGUGGUGUCCGUGUCCAUCAGCAGCAGCCUCAACUCCUUCCGGGCCCUCAAGAGAUACGCCCGGGGGCUCACCCUCGCCGAGUUCAAGGUGAGGGGACGUGAGGACGCGCGGACACGUGUCGAGAAAGAACGCGUGUUCUUCAGCCGAAGGGGGUGGAGACCCGCCUCCCCCGUUAAAAGGAGGGCUGCUAAGGAGCUCCCCCUGCCAAAGAAACGGACAGUAUUAUUAUUAUUGGGGGCUGCGCAAAACGUGCUCGGGGCGAUCCUUAAGAAACGAUCCAUCUUUAGCAGGAUGAAAACAUCCUAUACCCUUUUUUAAAAUGCUGGCUCUUUGGGGGGGGAGGUUAUUGGGUUGCUGGUUUUAUGGCUUUGAUAUUUUAUGCGAACCGCCGUGAGACCUUCGGGUAUAGGGCCGUAUAGAAAUGAAAUUAAUUAAUUAAACAAACAAUAAUAAUAAGUAGCCAGAGGGUUCUUCUCUGCGCCAUCAUGUACCUAAAAGAUGUACUGGAAACAGGCAGGGCUAUUAUUGCAGCAAAAAAAGGCACGGCCAAUGCCGGAUUUAUGUAUAAGCUAAACAAGCUAUAGCUUAGGGCCCCCCAAAAAUUUUAAGGGGAAAAAAAGCUGGAUGUACAUUUCCAGAAUAUCAGAUAAAAAACAAAUAACAUAAAAACUACAUACAGCAGCAGUGUUUUGUGUUGUGUAAGCUCCUAUUUUGUGAUGUGCAAAUGGCUUUGGAGACCUGUGAGGUCCAUCAAUGACCAUCUAGCAUAUAUUCAACACAAAAAACAGCGACAAUUUGUUGCUGGCAAAGGACAGCUGGACAUAGAAAGGGCCCCAUUACCUUCAGGAGCUGAGGGCCGCAUCAAACCUCAAUCCGGCCCUGACAGCACCUCACCUGCCCUUUCAUGAAAAGCAGACAUGGAUGGGAUCCACCUCCAAAUAAUAAUAAUUAUGGCCCUCCCCUCGCAGAAAGGGAACCGAAUUAUGACCCUUUGGGAAAUUGCCUUGGGGGGGGGGUCCUGGUCCAGAUGCUACCCAGGCCGCCUGCCUCUUUUCCUCUGCUCUGUGUUUCUCCAUACUGGAAAAUGGGCCACCGUUUUGUUUUUUUGUAAGCAAGCUGUUCACUGCAAACAGCCUUCCCAGGGGAGCCUCUUUUCCACUAAAAAGUGGGGUGGGGGUAUCAAAGGAGGAUCCGUACUCCUCCCCCCAAGAUGAGCUGGAUUCCACACACCCCAGGGCACAGUUCAGAGGGGUGCGUCCCCCUCUCAGAAAUGGACUUAGAGUAAUCUGAAUUCCUCACAUCCCACCAGAGACUGAAUUUGGACUCUUCCCCCCCCCCCUUCCUCCAGGAGCUUUCCAUCUCCUGCCCCCCCCCAAAGAAAGUUCUGGCCUUUACAACGUAAUUGGGGAUUCUCAAAACAGUUGAGUUUGGCACAGACUCCUCCAUUCUGCCCUUUGUAAUUCCAAACAAAGGUGCAUUUCCGGGAGGAAUUAGUGCCGAGGGCAUUAAAAAUAUUGAGGGUCCCUGCAGUCCCACCAAUUUGGGGGUGGGGGUGUGUGCUGAGACCACUUUAAUGCGUCUGUCCCUGUUGUCUUUGUCCCACUUGGCGUGGCUCAGGGCUCCCCUUGCUGCCGCCAGGAGCAUCAUCCGAAUUGCUUGCUGCGUUGCUCUGGCCUGCCGCCUGGCCUGUUCGCACAGCGGCACCUGCGGGCUCCCCAGAGAGGAAGCUGGCAUGGACGGGGUGGUGCCCUGUCCUGGGGUAAGCGACUCCUGCGCUGCUGGCCGUGGCGUGGCCUGUUUGCUUCCACGCCGAAUGGGUUUGCAGUGGCAGCAGGGUUGCUGCAGGCGCGUGUGAUGGUGUACCAAAGGAAUGCAGAGAGCUGCGGCUGCUUGUUAGAGGUCUUGCACGUUGAGGUAGAUUUCCGCGCUGCCCAUCCAGCGCCAAACGAGAGGGUUUUUCCUUGUGGGAGAAUCGGCUCCCUCUACUUUGACAUUUCAGGGGGAAUGUGGGUUUAGGCUUUGCAGCUAGAUUUUUAGCUGCAUGGCAUGCCCUUUACACCCGUUGCAUGCGGGCACAGAUGGUCGUUGGACUUGCCUCCUGCUCUUGCUUGGAAAGCUGGUGCUUUCUUCCACCCAUCUGCCCCCCCAUCCCAGGGGGGGAAAACCCUUAUAUUUGCUUGCUUCAAGUUCCAAACUUGCUUGUCUUUGCUUCUGCCUUUUUUGGGGGGGUGUCCUUAGCAGAACAUCACUCGACCCCGUUUUGAGCUCUGGUCCCCAGCAAACAGGCCUGUGUCAACAAUAACAAAAAUCCUUUUGUGCCACACAUCCAAACUGGGAUUAACGGCAGCUUGGCAACUGGCGACCCGUGCCCAGCUGAGUGAGCCGGCCAACCAGCUCUCUUUUUCUCUCCCCCUCCCCACCCCCAUGGCUGCAGCGUGUGGCCUUGUGCCAAAUUCUGCCUUUUGUUUCCCACCAGCAUCUCUUUUUCUGCCCUGGCAGUGAGAAACAACCUCAACAAUUUAAGGAUGGAGCUUCUUCACGCUUUCCCCUCCCUCCACUCAGAUGCUGUUUUGCAGUCCCCACCUAUGUCAGGAAUGUCACUAUCCCCUACAUAGCACCCUGAGCUGGGAGCUGUGCAGGCUGCAUCACAGAGGGGAGACCUUUUCUUGCUCAGAGGUGUAGAGCCUUGGUCAGCAACUAGUUUCUCUGCAGAGCCAUUUUGUGAAGUAAUUGAGGGGUUGGGUGGGCAACCCCGCCCCCUAAAGUGCCUGGCCUGCACACUCUGUUGCCACUGGCACCUCUUUGUCUCUCUCUCUUUUGAGCUUCAGAUUGACAACUGGCAGGCCAGAAAGCAUUUUCCGUACAGCCAGGUUAGACGGAAGCAAAUUUGUUGCUGGCCUUAGCUUUACAGGCCCCACUCAGAUGCCUUGACGUAGCCCCAUCACUAGAGGUCACAAACACGACUGGCCCCAUUAGUGUUACGUUACUGUUGUGGUUCGUCUUGCACGGAGCGAGGGGUGGGGUAUUUCACAUCAUCUGUUGCCUGUGAUAAAUACUCUUCUUCCCCUUCUGCCCGGUGCUUCUGUCUGAACAGUGUAAGCUGGAACUGGUUGUGGGAAGUCCGGCAUCAUGCAUGGACCUCGAGCUCUAUACUCCGGACGACAAGUUUGUGAUGAAACUCGACAGCGACGAGGCCUUGCUGGGGUCUUACCCCAUCGACGACGGGUGCAGGAUUCAUGUGAGUGUUGGGCUGGUUCUUCCCUGGAUCAAAAGGCUCUCCUCAUAAUACUUUUGCUAUUGCAAGAAACUGGGGGAAGCUGUCCUGGGGCCUGGACCGCAUGAGGGCCUCUUACGCUUCUGAUAAGAAGCCACCUUCUGAUUUCUGUUGUUGUCCCUCUGUUUCCCCCUAUUAUUUAUAUAGCAGCAUCAAUGUGCUGUCAGACAUGUGCCGUCAAGGGCCUACUCUCCCCUUAUAGUACCGUUCCCCAAAGCUGGGGAUGGCAGAGGCCCUGCUGAGAUUCCACUGCCAAGUAAAAGCUUUUCACUUCUUCCAUGUACUGGCAAUAAAUUUGUGAAUGCCGCCAUUGCUGUAGGUCUUCUAUGCUGCUGUGUACACUAACCCGUUUUUAGAAAUGAUAGGUUUAUUCAGUGUGUUUUUAGGUGCUUGCUGUAUGUUUUAAUAUGUUGGCAACCCCCCUGUGAUUAGAAUGAUGUGAUGAAGGGCGGUCUACUGGUGUUGCUAGUAGAUGUUAAUAUACAAAAUUUUAAAAAUACCAUUCUCUGUAAAGAAUGGGAGGACAGGUCCCUGCCACAUGGGGGGGGGGGACAAUAAGCAUUUAUUUCAGUUGCAUGCACUUGGUCCUAUUUGCAGUAGGUUAUGGAGAUUACUGGGUUCUGCCAAAGGAUUUGUGAGUGGGUGACGAAAGUGAGGUUCCCUUGCUACUGAAAUGUAGGUUGCACAUUCCAUGGGAAUGGGGACCUGCUUUCUUCCAUUGCUUAAUGUCGCUCUGAACAGCAUUAUUAUGCACAUUGGUGCCACACUGCAAAUAACUAAAUUAUGUGACCUAUUGAUUUUUGGAGUGUUUUCCAUAGUGGGGUCUAUUCCUAGUAGUAACUGUGUCACUGUGUUCUAUAUAUAAAUUUAAUCCUUAUUAAAAAAAAGAUGGAAUGACACAUGCGGCACAUGGCCAUCUGUGAACUAGAACUUAGAGCCCCUUUGCAAUUGGUAUCAACAAAUGCCUUAAAAAAAAAAAAAAGCUUAGAAAUUGCUCUUUUGCUUCUGCCUUAAAAAAAUAAAUAAAAUGACUAUGUUUUGGGGGCCUGUAGGUUAUUGACAGGAGCGGUGCAACCAUCGGGGAAUACGAAAAUGUGUCAAAGGUAGAGAAGUUUGAGAUAACCGAUGCUGAAUAUGACAAGCGAACAGGUGAGAGCUGAUGGCAGUGUCCCAAAUUAAUCUGUGUUUGAAAGAAAAGAGUCUAUCUAAUCCCAUGAGUUGUAUCUUAGGUUCUUGAAACUGGCUCCUAAUUUGUGUGUUGGGUUCCAGCUGCUCACAUUCUUGGAUCGCUUCGAAAGAGGUUGAGACAAACCGCUUCUGGUGCAACGGGACACUGUCACAAGUGCCAGAGCGCAUGGAAAUGCUGUUUACCUUCCCGCUGCAGUGGUACCUAUUAAUCUACUUGUACUGGUAAGCUUUCGAACUGCUGGGUUCGCAGAAGCUAGGACAGAGCAACAGGAGCUCACCGCGCCACAGGGAUUUGAACUGCUGACUGAUUGAAAGGUUGGCAGUUCAAAUCCGUGCAACAGGGUGAGCUCCUGUUCCUCUAUCCCAGCUUUGGCCAACCUAGCAGUUCGAAAGCAUGACGUGAUUAGAUAAAUAGGUACCGGUGUGGCAGGAAGGUAAAUGGCAUUUCCGUGUGCUCUGGCACUCGUCACGGUCCUCCAUGUGCCAGUAGCGGUUUAGUCCUGCUGGCCACAUGACCCAGAAAACUGUCUAUGGUCAAACGUCGGCUCCCUCGGCCUGGAGAGUGAUGAGCGCCACAACCCCAUAGUCGCCUUUGACUGGACUUAACAGACCAGGGUUCCUUUACCUUCACCUUGCCUGGAGAAGAGAGGACUGAUAGCAUAGCCAUUUCCAAAUAUCUAAAGGGUUGUCACUUGGAAGAGGGAACAAGCUUGUUUUAUGUUACUACAGAGGGCAGGACUCGAACCAAUAGAUUCAAGCUACAAGAAAGGUGAUUCCAACUAAACAUCAGGAAGAACUUUCUGACAGUAAGAGUCGUUGGAAUGGCCUCCCUCGGGAGCUGGUGGACUCUCCUUCGUUGGAGGCUUUUAAGCAGAGGUUGGGUGGCCAUCUGUCAUGGGUGCUUGAGCUGAGAUUCCUGAAUUGCAGGGGGUUGGACUGGAUGACCCUCAAGAUCCCUUCCAACUGUACAGUUCUGUGACGACGACGACAACAACAACAACAACAACAACAACAACAACAACAACAAUUUAUUAUUUGUACCCCGCCCAUCUGGCUGGGUUUCCCCAGCCACUCUGGGCGGCUUCCAACAAAGAUUAAAAAUACAUUAAAAUGUCACACAUUAAAAACUUCCCUGAACAGAUGUCUUCUAAAUGUCAGGUAGUUGUUUAUUUCCUUGACAUCUGAUGGGAGGGCGUUCCACAGGGCGGGCGCCACUACCAAGAAGGCCCUCUGCCUGGUUCCCUGUAGCUUUGCUUCUCGCAGUGAGGGAACCGCCAGAGGGCCCUUGGCGCUGGACCUCAGUGUCCGGGCAGAACGAUGGGGGUGGAGACGCUCCUUCAGGUAUCCUGGGCUGAGGCUGUUUAGGGUUUUAAAGGUCAACACCAACACUUUGAAUUGUGCUCGGAGACGUACUGGGAGCCAAUGUAGGUCUUUCAAGACUGGUGUUAUGGGGUCUCUAAGAUUCCAUGUCUUGUGGCAAUGCUGAGAAUCUCAAGUAAGGAGAGUGCCGUUGUGCUCAGGCCCUGCUUGUGAACUUCCCGUUCAGGUUGGCCACACUGAGAACAGGCUGCUGGGCCAGAAAGACCUUUGUUCCUUUGCUUGAGUGAACUAAUUCAUAGAGGGCUCAGCAGUACCAUUGUAGAUGGCCUUGUUUCAGUCCAAGUGUUUCUUGAGGGAGCCCGGCUUCUUGUUUGCUGCUUGAAGAGAAGCGAGUUUACUCCUCUUGAACAAUUCCCGCCUCUCUCUGUGUCCUGCAGAUACAGCACGCUCCUUCAUGAAAACAAGUAAGCUGGGGCAGUACAAUGCGGAAGAAAUGAUGAAGAGGGAGGCCGAGAGGGAGCAGAAGCUGCUGGAAGAGAAGGCCCUGGCGGAAGCCAUUUCCGUGGGGUCGAGGUGUGAGGUGCGGGCAGCGGGGCAGCCCAACAAGCGGGGGACAGUGAUGUACGUUGGUGAGUACCUGGGCGCAUGUCCCUACGUCCUGCCCUGUAGAAGAGAAUCACUUUGUAAGGAUUGGAUAUGGGGGGGACAUUUAAAAUACGGUGCAGAAACCAGUGUGAGAAGCAGUUUGAAGUCUUAUUUGGUUUUGCUUUAUAAUCCGGGUGAAGAAUUCUGUAACGCAUUUGGCACCACUGGGGAGAUGAGUUGAUUAGCACACGGUGCUGAGAAGGCCAAGGCUGCAGGUUGAUCCCCCUAUGGGACAGCUGCAUAUUCCUGCAUUGCAGGGGUUGGACUAGAUUUGCUGGAUCAAUCCAUCAACUUCUGGUGGAUGAUUUAGUAGGAGUCCGUCUGGCAUCACUUUUGCUGUGUGUGUGUGUCACUAUCCACACUCAGCAGAGUUACAUCUCAACGCAGCUCCAUCCUUGGAAGCGUCUUCAGGGUUGAACGUUCACACAUUAGGCAAUAAACAUUCAUGGCCGCCAUAAAGAUUCGGUCAAGUGUAGAAGUUUACCUGACAGGCUAGCAAAUAUAUACAGACAUUCGCCACUGCCAGGGUCAAGGCAUGCUUAGAGUCCCACCAGAGUCCAAUACACUCUUUCUCUGCUUCUUUUUUUUAUACAAUAAUUUAUAUUAGUUUUCAAUUACAACAAUCCAGUCAUUAUAACAAUGCCAUAUUAUAAUACAAUUAAUAAUACCAAUCAUUGAGAUGCCAAAUUACACAAUUUAGGUGGCCCCCGCGUGCUAGAAUUUAUGGUUUGAUGGUUUCCUUUAUUUCUGCGUUCCAAAGUCUUAUAAAUUUCAAUUACGCUCCAGUCCAGAUACCAGUUCCUUAUAUCGCAGCUGCAAUUUUAAUGAUUUCCAUUUGUAUUGACCCACUGAAUAAUUUCUGCACCUGCAGAUGAAGCAUUCAAACUCUCUCCUUCCUGUAUAUUUCUUCCUUGUAAUAUAUUAUGUCUAUCUUUUGUCAGUUGCUGUUGUUCUCCAGCAUGCCUUGGACGGUGCUAGUGUCCCAUUGUUCAGAAGAUCUCCAUUGUUUUACAACUACAAAAGUCACACUGUCCUAAUAGGUUUCCAGUUUUCUCCAUCUUUUUCUCAGCCUGGGAGGGAGAGCAAGCUGUCAAGGGUUGCCAUCUUUCAAACAGUGAAAAUCUGGACAGAAGAGUUGUUGAGGUUGUGUUUUCUUUGCAAAAAUAAUAAAUUGCCAUUUUUUAGCCAUUUUCCUGGGAAAUCGGAAAAAACGGCACUGCUGACAUGGGCUGGAUUCUCCCAGACACCUCACCAAUUUCCACCUGGAGGCUGCUAGAGACAACAGUAUUCCGGAUAUGUCUGGUCAAUUCCAGACCUAUGGUAACCCUGUGUAGAGUUGGAAGGGGUCACCUAGUCCAAUCACAUCCAGUGCUCUCUCUGCUUCUCUUAACUGCAAGAGACAAGUUACAAGUUACACAGGACCAUUGUUAACAGUACUUCCUGUCACACUGCGCAUAUCCAAAGAACAGUUCCCACAGAAAGUGUCCUUGCAUACACAAAAAAAACUCCAGCCUUCUGCUGCUUCUUGAAGCUUUUUCUCUGUUCUUCUCUGUUUCUGGAACAAAUGAUUCUCUCACACAGAGAGAGAGAAUAUCCAACAUAGAAGACCCUCAGGGUCCCUUCCAGCUCUUAUGAUUCUAUGAAAUUUGAUGGUGCUUUUCAGCUUGAACAAGGAUUAUGAGUGUUCCUCCCUCCUUGCAAAAACAGAUAAGCUGCUUCAAGUUCCAGUAAGACUUAUAGUCCAAAGCAUGCUUCAAUAAUUAUUAUUAUUAUUAUUAUUAUUAUUAUUAUUAUUAUUAUUUACUUAUACCCUGCCCAUCUGGCUGGGUUUCCCCAGCCACUCUGGGAGGCUUCCAACAGAAUAUCAAAAUACAAUACAGUGGUACCCCUGGUUGCGAACGGGAUCCGUUCCGGAGGCCCAUUCGCAACAUGUAAAGAACGCAACCUGCAGUGGCGUGUCUGCGCAUGUGCGGGUUGCGCUUUGCCGCUUCUGUGCAUGCGUGUGACAUCAUUUUGUGUGUCUGCGCAAGCGGCGAAACCCAGAAGGAACCCUUUCUGGUAUUUCCGGGUUGCCACGGGAUGUAACCUGAAAGAACGUAGCAUGAAGCGGACGUAACAUGAGGUAUGACUGUAGUCUAUUAAACAUUAAAAGCUUCCCUAAACAGGGCUGCCUUCAGGUGUCUUCUAAAAGUCUGGUAGUUGUGCACUUGUGCCUGACUUAGGAUUGUAAGCUUUCCCCCUUUCCUUUCUCCUCCAUAGGCUUAACGGAGUUCAAGCCCGGCUACUGGGUCGGCAUCAAGUAUGAUGAGCCUGUGGGGAAGCACGACGGAAGGUAAAGCUCUCCCUCCACCUGACGUCUCUUGCGGGGCAGUCCUGCCUGGCCUGGGCCCCCAAAGUGGGUCAUCAUGGGAUCUGGGGGGCUCAGGCGGCUUCAUAGCUUCACGUUGAAGCAUCAGCGUGUUCCCACCUUAACUUCUGGCACAUUGUCGGCACGUGUUUUAGGUCUACGUCUAAAGGCAGUCCGCAGCUUCUUAACAGGAAUACGGCUUGGGAAGGAGGAAAGUGCAGAAUGUUGUAUAGGGUACAGAAUUCUGCCAGAGGGGUGACUGAAUAACAUUUCCAGCGGUUGGGGGUAGAAUGUCAGAGCACCGCAUGGUUCCCACCCCUCCUUAAUAGCCAGCAAAACAAAAAGAAACGUUUUUUGAAACGUAAAAUAAUAAUAUUAAUAAUUUUAUUAUUUAUAUGCUGGUCAUCUGACUUGGUUUCCCCUGCCACUCUGGGCGGCUCACAACAAAAUAUCAAAAACACAGUAAAACUUCAGCCUUCCCUGAGCAGGACUGCCUUCAGAUGUCUUCUAAAAGUCAAAUACAGUGGUACCUUGGUUUACGAACUUAAUCUGUUCCGGAAGUCCCUUCUUAAACCAAAGCAUUCUUAAACCAAAGCGUGCUUUCCCAUAGCAGCGGGGGACUCAAUUUGCAAAUGGAACACACACAACAGGAAGUGAAACAUGUUCUGCUUCCAAGGCAAAGUUCACAAACCAAAGCACCUACUUCCGGGCUUGCAGCGUUCUUAAUCCAAGUUGUUCAUAAACUAAGCUGUUCUUAAACCAUGGUACCACUGUAGUUGUUUUAAAGAUUUUUAAAAUGGCAGGAGCAGGAUAAAUAACGCAGAGCAAGAAACUGUGCAAAACAGGCAACUCCUGUUACAGAAUGUAGAUUGCAGAAGUGUUCCUUUUUAAAAAGUCAGCGGCAUGUCUGAGGAUCGGGGCUUAAGCCGCCUCUUGACCAGCUGGGCUUCUCCUCAGACUGCUAUCCCUGGAAACCCCCCCCCCCGCCUGAGUGUGACUCUCUUCUCUCCUGCUCUUCCUCUCCUUGGCAGCGUCAACGGAAAGCAGUACUUUGAGUGCCAGCUCAAGUACGGGGCCUUCGUGAAGCCUCGCUUUGUCACCGUGGGGGAUUUCCCGGAAGAGGUGGACUACGGCCUGGACGAUGAGAUGUGACGGGGAGACGAAGAGGUGCAGGGGUGGCUGAAGGAAGCAGAGCGGGUCGCCAUGCGGCCUCUGUUAAUGGCUGGCUGUUGCGCUCUGAUCCCAUGCGCGAGGUCACUUGAGCAAGCCAAAGGGAGAAGGCGCGAAAAGCCGCUGUGUGUUCUUCGACUUGUGUUGGUGGUUUCCUCCCCACUUCCCUUUCCCCUGGUUGUCUCUUGUCUGUUCCGUGAAGAUGCUAUAUCCCCUUGGUUUUUCUCAUGUUUACACCCUUCUGUGCCAGCUCAGUUAGCCCAGAGAAAACUGGAGUGUCCUUGCCUUGUUGCAGCAAUCCUCGAAGGGGUGAGGCCUGGGGGUGGCAGCAAAGUCGCUCCUGAUUCCCCCACCCCAGUAGUAAGGCCUGCUGGUUGCAGAAGCAGUUAGUUGAGCAGGUUGAAAAGAGAACCUCUGAGCAGAUUUGUACAAGACCCUUCCUGCUUUUUUUAAAAAAAGUAAACGCAGACAUUUCUAUGACCAUGUAUUUUUUUCCCCCAUUGUGAAAACUUUUUUUGUGCUACUGGCCGAUGCUAUGUGAAUACGAUAAAUUAAAAAAAGUUGGUGGGAAAAUACAUUCCAGACACG
Messenger RNA from Podarcis lilfordi (Lilford's wall lizard), 10656 nucleotides. NCBI's taxonomy places the organism in Eukaryota, Metazoa, Chordata, Lepidosauria, Squamata, Lacertidae. The record is from the annotation of a GenBank genome assembly.